Molecule: messenger RNA, 480 nt
Organism: Trametes versicolor FP-101664 SS1
Lineage: Eukaryota; Fungi; Basidiomycota; Agaricomycetes; Polyporales; Polyporaceae
Exons: 2
Source: RefSeq, a predicted model, not a curated record
AAGCUCGCUUUCAAGAUCAUCCACUCCACGACAAAACUCCUCCCGGCAUGGAAAGCGGUCCUCAGUACAUUGAAGCUCCGGGAGAAGUUGCUUCCACGCGACGUGAAGAUGCGUUGGAAUUCAAUGUACGACAUGCUUGAUGUGGCAGUUAGGUAUCAGCAAGCAGUAGAUAUGUUGACUAACAACAAGAGCAAUGGCCUACGAAGCUUCGAGCUCUUGCCAGAGGAAUGGGAGAUUGCGUCACAGCUCCACAAGGUUUUCAAGGAUGCGACUACCUUCUUCUCAUGGAGCUCUGCCCCUAAUCUCGCCACAGUUAUCCCGGCAAUAGACCACAUCGACUCGCACCUAACGAUGGUCUCUCUGGACGCGAAGUACAAGAAUCCCAUUCACGUCGCAUGCAGCCUCGCACAGAAGACCCUCAACAAGUACUAUUCACUUACCAAUGGCUCAAUUGCAUAUCACAUUGUGAUGGGUUUGUAG